Molecule: messenger RNA, 837 nt
Organism: Medicago truncatula (barrel medic)
Lineage: Eukaryota; Viridiplantae; Streptophyta; Magnoliopsida; Fabales; Fabaceae
Product: probable lactoylglutathione lyase, chloroplastic
Exons: 7
Coding region: 37-783 (248 amino acids)
Cellular component (GO): cytoplasm
Molecular function (GO): lactoylglutathione lyase activity
Source: RefSeq, a predicted model, not a curated record
UAAUGAAAGUAGAUAAGCUCAAAUAAGUCAAUUCAAAUGUGUGUGAAAUUUGACAGAUUCUACACUGAAUGCCUUGGCAUGAAGCUGUUAAGAAAACGUGAUAUACCAGAAGACAAAUACUCAAAUGCUUUUCUUGGAUACGGGCCUGAAGAUUCCAGUUUUACGGUUGAACUUACUUAUAAUUAUGGAAUGGAUAACUAUGACAUUGGAACUGGUUUUGGUCAUUUUGGUAUUAUAGCUGAAGAUGUUUCCAAGACAGUAGAUAUUGUAAAGGCGAAAGGGGGAAAGGUUACAAGAGAACCAGGGUCUGUCAUAGGUGGCUCUAUAGUAACUGCUUCCGUUGAAGAUCCUAGUGGUUAUAGGUUUAAGCUUUUGGAGAGAAGAACUACUCGUGAACCCUUAUGCAAAGUGAUGCUUCGAGUAGGUGACCUUGAUCGUGUCAUAGCCUUCUAUGAAAAAGCUGUUGGCAUGAAACUUCUCCACAAGAUAGACAACCCUGAGGAAAAGUACACAGUAGCCAAGUUGGGAUAUGGUCCUGUUCUAGAACUGACGUAUAACUACGGCGUCACUAAUUAUGACAAAGGAAAUGGCUAUGCACAGAUUGCUAUAGGCACGGAUGAUGUCUAUAAGACUGCAGAAGCAAUCAAAUCAUGUGGAGGGAAGGUUAUCCGCGAACCUGGACCCUUACCUGGUAUCAACACCAAGAUCGUUGUUUGCUUGGACCCUGAUGGUUGGAAAUUGGUAUUUGUUGAUAAUGUUGAUUUUCUGAAGGAACUAGAGUGACAAUAGCAUGGUUGUAGCUAGAUCCUACACUUCUUCAGUAAACUUAUAGUAGGC